This is a messenger RNA of Triticum turgidum subsp. durum (durum wheat), 279 nucleotides long. NCBI's taxonomy places the organism in Eukaryota, Viridiplantae, Streptophyta, Magnoliopsida, Poales, Poaceae. The record is from the annotation of a GenBank genome assembly.
AUGGCCGGCAAAGCUAGGGUGUUCAUGUGCGUGGCGCUCGUCGUCCUCCUGCUCCUUGUCGAGACCACCGCCCCGAGUGGACAAGCUCACGCCGUCGAUUGCGGCGGCGCGUGCUCGUACCGGUGCAGCAAGUCGAGUCGACCGAAUCUGUGCAACAGGGCGUGCAACACGUGCUGCCGGCGAUGCAACUGCGUGCCGCCCGGCACCGCCGGCAACAAGGACGUCUGCCCCUGCUACGCCCACAUGACCACGCACGACGGCCGCCACAAGUGCCCAUGA